Molecule: messenger RNA, 2298 nt
Organism: Acanthisitta chloris (rifleman)
Lineage: Eukaryota; Metazoa; Chordata; Aves; Passeriformes; Acanthisittidae
Gene: CDC27
Product: cell division cycle 27
Exons: 17
Biological process (GO): cell division
Molecular function (GO): protein binding
Source: RefSeq, a predicted model, not a curated record
AUGGCAAGCACUUAACCACUACGCCUACCGCGACGCGGUGUUCCUCGCUGAAAGGCUAUAUGCAGAAGGCUUGCAGAAGGAGAGCAGAUCUUAUCUGGUGGAGUGUUGAAUAAACAGAAAAGCCAUGAUGACAUUGUUAUGGAGUUUGGUGACUCUGCAUGCUUUACACUCUCCUUACUGGGACAUGUCUACUGCAAGACAGACCGGCUUGCCAAAGGAUCUGAAUGUUACCAAAAGAGCCUUAGUUUAAAUCCUUUCCUCUGGUCCCCCUUUGAAUCACUAUGUGAAAUAGGUGAGAAGCCAGACCCUGACCAAACAUUUAAACUAACAUCCCUACAGAACUUCAGCAGCUGUCUGCCCAACACUUGCACAACGUUGGUGUCUAACCACAACAUAUCCCACAGACAGCCUGAGACUGUCCUCACAGAAACACCACAGGACACAAUUGAGCUGAACAGAAUCAACCUAGAAUCCUCCAAUUCAAAAUAUUCCUCCUUGAACUCGGAUUCUUCCAUGUCUUACAUUGACUCAGCUGUGAUUUCACCAGACGCUGUCCCUCUGGGGUCAGGAACUGCCAUACUGUCCAAACAGGCUCAAAAUAAACCAAAAACUGGAAGGAGUUUACUGGGAGGACCUGCAGCUUUGACCCCACUAACUCCAAGCUUUGGAAUUUUGCCACUAGAAACCCCAAGCCCUGGAGAUGGAUCCUAUUUACAGAACUACACCAACUCCUCCGCUGUCAUCGAUGUGCCAUCCACCGGAGCACCUUCAAAGAAGACUGUGAGCAGGAUAAGCCAAGCUGGGACAAAGUCUGUCUUCUCCCAGAGUGGGAACAGCCGGGAAGUCACUCCAAUUCUUGUUGCACAAACACAGAGCUCUGGUCCACAGACAAGUACAACACCUCAGGUAUUGAGCCCAACAAUUGCUGCUCCACCCAACGCACUGCCUCGACGAAGCUCUCGCCUGUUUACUAGUGAUAGCUCCACAACAAAGGAAAAUAGCAAAAAAUUAAAAAUGAAGUUUCCACCGAAGAUUCCAAACAGGAAAACAAAAAGCAAAACGAAUAAGGGAGGAAUAACUCAACCAAACUUAAAUGACAGUUUGGAAAUUACCAAGCUGGACUCAUCCAUCAUUUCAGAAGGGAAGAUUUCCACUGUUGCACCACAAAUCCAAGCAUUCACCCUACAGAAGGCAGCAGCAGAAGGUUUGAUGAGCCUUCUUCGGGACAUGGGAAAAGGUUACUUGGCCUUGUGUUCCUACAACUGCAAAGAAGCAAUCCACAUUUUGAGCCAUUUACCAUCUCACCACUACAACACGGGCUGGGUGCUGUGCCAGAUAGGGAGAGCUUACUUUGAACUGGCAGAGUACAUGCAGGCUGAGAGGAUAUUUUCAGAAGUAAGGAGGAUUGAGAACUACAGAGUGGAAGGCAUGGAGAUCUAUUCAACCACACUGUGGCACCUGCAGAAAGAUGUUGCCCUUUCAGUUCUUUCCAAGGAUUUGACAGACAUGGAUAAAAACUCACCAGAGGCCUGGUGUGCAGCAGGGAACUGUUUCAGCUUGCAGAGAGAGCAUGAUAUUGCCAUCAAGUUCUUCCAGAGAGCCAUUCAAGUGGAUCCAAACUAUGCCUAUGCCUACACCCUGCUGGGCCACGAAUUUGUCUUGACAGAAGAACUAGACAAAGCCUUGGCUUGUUUUAGAAAUGCUAUCAGAGUCAACCCUCGACACUAUAAUGCUUGGUAUGGACUGGGAAUGAUUUAUUACAAGCAGGAGAAGUUCAGCCUAGCAGAAAUGCAUUUCCAGAAAGCACUUGAUAUCAACCCUCAGAGCUCAGUCUUACUGUGUCACAUCGGAGUGGUCCAGCACGCACUGAAAAAAUCUGAAAAGGCUUUGGACACUCUAAACAAAGCAAUUAACAUCGACCCCAAGAACCCACUAUGCAAAUUCCACAGAGCCUCGGUGUUAUUUGCAAAUGAAAAGUACAAGUCUGCUUUACAAGAACUUGAAGAACUGAAACAGAUUGUUCCCAAAGAGUCUCUUGUUUACUUUUUAAUAGGAAAGGUGUAUAAAAAACUGGGUCAAACACAUUUGGCCCUGAUGAAUUUCUCCUGGGCAAUGGACUUGGAUCCCAAAGGAGCCAACAACCAGAUCAAAGAGGCCAUUGACAAACGUUACCUUCCUGACGAUGAGGAGCCCAUCACUCGAGAGGAGCAGAUCAUUGGCACAGAUGAGUCCCAGGAGAGCAGCAUGACGGAUGCAGACGACACACAGCUCCAUGCAGUUGAAAGUGAUGAAUUUUAA